Messenger RNA from Pseudogymnoascus destructans, 4581 nucleotides. RefSeq lists its product as uncharacterized. The transcript has 5 exons. Gene Ontology annotation, biological process: calcium ion transmembrane transport; intracellular calcium ion homeostasis. Lineage: Eukaryota; Fungi; Ascomycota; Leotiomycetes; Thelebolales; Thelebolaceae. Gene Ontology annotation, molecular function: P-type calcium transporter activity; ATP hydrolysis activity; ATP binding. The record is from RefSeq and is a predicted model, not a curated record. Gene Ontology annotation, cellular component: membrane; intracellular membrane-bounded organelle. Bases 58 to 4035 code for a protein of 1325 amino acids.
CGACGCAUUUUCAAGUUUUGCAAUAGUUAUAAUUAGCAGGAUAGAAUAGGAUGUAAUAUGCACUCUCCACCCGACGUCGAGACUUCGCUAUGCUCUCGCCAUCCACACAGUAGCAGCGUCAAGUGUUCGAUGGGGAUCUCACCUGGCCAUGACGUCGAGUCUGGGCUGGUAUCCCUUGCCAAUCCUCAGAGACCAAAGGCACCUACGAUAACAGUCACUCCAGGUGAUGACCGCGAUAUUUCAUCGACGACGGGUUUAGCAACGUCCUGUGAUGCGCCCCAACGCGUUGUCGCCGUCGAUAAUGCCUUGCAGCCGCUUUUGGGACCUGGCGCAGGGCGCGGCCGAAGUUCUUCGUCGUCCUCUUUUGCGUCGUCUCUUCGGCCUGACGCACCACCCAAGCGUAUCUUUCCCAACAUUCCCAUCGACGCGUCUGCGUUAGGAAGUCUGGAGCCUUACCCUCGCUCGCCUUCUUUCCAUGAUGGGUCCUCGACCACCACCAUGGCUCCAGUAUUCUCUAUUGGAAGAUCGCGCGCGUCUUCGGGGAUAACUGUGAUGAGACACGAAGACAACGACAAUAUUCUAGCGCCUGAUCCUGGUAAAGGAGUUUCUUCUCACAUCGAGGAUAAUCCGUUUGCGUUCGGCCCUAAUGUGAUCGCCGAGGUGAUUGCUUCAAAAAGCCUCACGGAAUUUCAAGCGUUAGGUGGACUCGCAAAGCUAGCACAAGGCCUGCGGACAGAUCUUUUCACUGGCUUGAGCCUAGACGACGCAUGGCUACACGACACUAUUCACAGCGGGUCAGCGUCGCGAGCUACGGCGGCGAGACAUCAAGAGAGUUACCAGGAUUUGCAGGCUAGGAGGGCUGUGUAUGGGACGAAUCGUCUCCCAGACCAGAAGACAAAGGGUAUCUUCGAGCUCAUGAUUUUGGCACUUAGCGACAAGGUCUUAGUUCUUCUCUCCGUUGUCGCCAUUAUCUCUUUCUUCUUAGGUCUGUAUCAGGCUUUCGGUCAGCCUCAUGAGCCGGGCCAACCACGUGUCGAAUGGGUGGAUGGCGUUACAAUCAUGGCUGCUGUUAUCAUCGUCGUCGUCACGGGGGCCUUGAACGACUAUCAGAAGGAACGGCAAUUUGCUCGACUUAACAAGAGGAAAGAAGAUCGCAUGGUCAAAGCAAUCCGAUCGGGGAGGUCGGUAGAAAUUUCCAUAUAUGACGUCCUCGCAGGUGAUGUGCUGCACCUAGAGCCUGGAGAUCUUGUCCCGGCGGACGGUAUUCUAAUUUCCGGUUAUACUGUUCGAUGUGAUGAAUCUUCCAUGACUGGAGAAUCCGAACAGAUACAAAAAGUCACUGGGGGCGAGGCCCUGGCUAAACUACAUACGUCCGGAGAUGUGGACAGCUUAGAUCCCUUCAUCAUCGCUGGGAGCAAGAUUUUAGAAGGAAUUGGCACGUACAUUGUCACAGGCGUCGGUAUGAACAGCACACACGGGCGACUGAUGAUGAGUCUGACAGAGCGUACCGACGAAACACCAUUACAAAAGAAGCUGAGCAUUGUGGCGGACAAAAUUGCCAUAAGUGGAGUGGCCGCGGCCGGGGUCUUGUUCGUUGUUCUCACAGCCAAGUUCCUGAGUCAACUUUCGGGAAGCCACGACUCUCCAUUUGAACAGGUCCAGGCAUUCCUGCGAAUAUUCAUCGUCUCGAUCGCCAUUGUUGUUGUAGCUGUCCCAGAAGGACUACCUCUGGCUGUCACACUAGCACUGGCAAUCGCUGUGACACGAAUGCUGAAGGAUAACAACCUUGUGAGGAUCUUGUCGGCUUGUGAAACGAUGGGAAAUGCGACUACUGUGUGCUGCGACAAAACGGGGACCCUCACCGCGAACAGGAUGACAGUUUGUGCGGGAACUGUAGGCGUUGCGGGUCGGUUUUUGGAUGAGGGGAGUCAACCAGGCGGUAGCCAAUCACGACAUGGUUCUAUUAGGCCCAGCUCAUACACAAGCAUGGAAGGAACACCAGGAAGUUCUGCUUGGAAGGAUGGGGCUGUUCCGACGGGGAAGUUUUGUUCUCUACUUGCCUCAGACCUCCGAGACAUCAUGGUGAAAUCCAUCGCCAUCAACUCCACUGCCUUUGAAGGCGAGGAAGACGGCAUGCGGGCUUAUAUCGGUUCGAAGACCGAGGCUGCACUCUUGACAUUCGCGAGAGACUGGCUGGGAAUGCAACCACUCCAUGAAGAACGCGCAAACGCUGAGGUGGUUGAAGUUUACCCAUUCAACUCGACCAGAAAGUGCAUGGCUGUUGUGACACAGCUGCCCUAUGGCUCGCAUCGAAUAUAUCUAAAAGGAGCGCCUGAAAUUGUCUUGGAGAAGAGCAGUCGAGUCAUUUCUAAGACAACUUCCCAGCUGAGCGAGCACGUACAUUUGACAAAAGAUAGGCUUGACGUGCUGACGGGAGCCAUCAAUGAAUACACGUCUCAGUCGUUGCGGGCUCUUGGCUUCGCAUACAGGGACUUACCAUCAUGGCCUCCCCCAGGAGAUGAGGUAGGCGAGGACAUAUUUGCCGACAUGACGUUCUUAGGCGUCCUGGGACUCCAGGAUCCGCUCAGACCUGGAGUUGAGGCGGCUGUUGCACUGUGCCAGCAUGCAGGAGUAUUUGUAAGAAUGGUGACCGGCGACAACGUCAGAACAGCUCAGGCGGUUGCGAGAAAAUGUGGCAUUCUCACGGAAUCCGGUGUUAUUAUGGAAGGCCCAGAUUUCAGAAAAUUGUCCAUUCCCGAGAUGGACAGCAUACUGCCGCAUCUGCAGAUGCUCGCAAGAUCUAGUCCAGAAGAUAAGAGGAUGCUUGUGAAGAGACUAAAAGAGAUAGGAGAGACCGUAGCCGUGACAGGCGAUGGCAGUAAUGACGGCCCAGCUUUGAGAGCGGCAGAUGUUGGGUUUUCGAUGGGUAUCUCUGGCACUGAAGUUGCCAAGGACGCAUCGUCAAUCAUCUUGAUGGAUGACAACUUCUCGUCGAUUGUCAAGGCAAUUGAAUGGGGUAGGACGGUGAACGACGUAAUCAAGAAGUUCCUUCAUUUUCAACUUACGGUUAAUGUCACUGCAGUCACGCUCACCUUCGUAUCUGCGGUUGCAAGUGACAAGGAAGAAUCCAUACUUACCCCGGUUCAGCUGCUUUGGGUGAAUCUCAUUAUGGACACCUUCGCUGCUCUCGCUCUCGCCACGGAGCCUGCGAACCCAAAUGUUCUUGAGAGGGAGCCAGAGAGGAAAACGGCACCACUGAUCUCGCCUACUGGCUGGAAAAUGAUCAUUGGACAAGCUAUAUACCAACUCAUUAUCGUCAUGAUUUUAUAUUUUAAAGGAGGCGAGAUGCUUGGAUAUACGCAGCCGGAGGAUAUGGAAAGACUCCAGACGCUGAUCUUCAACGCUUAUGUCUGGAUGCAAGUUUUUAAUCUGACCAACAACCGUCGACUUGACAGCAAGCUCAAUGUAUUCAGUGGCAUCCUCCAGAACCCGUUCUUCAUUGCUGUCAAUAUUGUCAUCAUUACAGGUCAAGUUCUCAUCAUAUUCUUUGGGGGCAGCGUGCUCUCUACGACACGGCUCUCCGCAAAGGAGUGGGCAAUAUCUCUUGUCUUGGGAUUCGCGUCUCUUCCCGUUGGCAUGUUACUUCGUCUCACUCCCGACGUAUCACUUCAGCGAAUCCUCACCUUCCGGGUGGGUAAGCAGAGGUCAAGGGAGACUCUGGCGUCGGAGGCUUCUGAGGGCGACCAGUGGCACCGUGCCAUCGAGAAUGUGCGUUUUAAGCUUGGUUCUAAAAGACAACCCCGCAGCUCGCGAUGGGAACGUCUGCGACAUGGGAUUUUACCCUUGGUCAAGGCAAAAAUAUUUGGAGGGGCCCGGGAUGAUGGAGAGGUGGACGAAAUAAGCCCUUUACUUCCUUUCAAUAGCAGACAGGAUCUCUCACGGACAAGUUCGAUUUGUUCACCUGCUGCUGCAGUCAUGGCAGGCAUUGUCGCAGGGGGGGUGGCUGGAUGGCCACGUGUACCAGAUGAGACAUAAAAUUUAGAUCUCUAGCUAUAAAUUUUCUAUGUUCUAGUUUAGAAUCAUCUGCUUUCUCGUAUUCACUAUUCGCACCUCCCCUGGGCAGUCUUGCCCAAGCUAUUUUUAAAAAACCAUCGAAUAGUUCAGCGGUUAGUGGGGGACAAGGGCUACACAUUUCAUUAGCGACGAGUUGUCAUCCAGGCUGCACGACUCAGUAGGAAAGAACUUGUUAAUAUCAAGGCUAAAGAUGCAUCUGUGAUUAGCUUGGCGCAGAUCCGUGGCUAAGCAUCUGCGAUCGGCUUGGCGAUCGGCUUGGCUUGUAUCGACUUGGCGAUCGACUUGGCGCCGAGUUGGGCAGAAUAACGUUCGGUUUGUUUUAGUGAGCGAUCAUGCGAAGCUCUGGCAAUACUUUUGCGGGUCGUUACAAUCAUACAGGAGGGGGAUAGUAUAUGCUUGACUAAUGCAAUAAACACUAGCAACAAGAGAAUGCUGCAGAGCCUCAUUGAGAGCGGGAAGUAUGAGAAGGUCACAUCGCCACAGUGGUUAAUCCUGUUCUUUGCACUG